UCAUUUGGAUUUUCGACUUCAAGUUCUUAUUUUGAGUACGAUUCUACUCGCCUCUUAUCACCGUUAUCCCCGAUUUAAUACCUUCUUCGAGGUAAUAUUUUACGGGCAACCGGUGGAUCUUGGAAUUUACUGGACCGACUCUCUAAUACAGUCUUAAUUUCGCUUUUAUAACGCCCGUAAUUAGUCAAUGGUUUAAAAAAUCAUCCGUCUGAUGAUUUGAUGAAUCGAUUGUUUGCGGUAGCAUUUCAUAUUUGAUUACCAUGUGGUUCAAACUAGCGAUUCAUGUGCUUUUGGAUGUGUUUUUGUUACUUUUUUGACUUUUGAGAGGAAAAAUGGGAGUUUUUCGUACUUCCAGUUUAAUGGUCUUAACAGAAGGGAUUGGACUUUGAGGAUGGUGGAAAGUCACGCAGAUUGGGGCAUUGGGCAAAAUGAUAAUGAACUUGAGGUCCACUGUCAAACGCGAUUCAUGUGUCGGAUGUGUUCUGUGUCACUUUUGACCAUUUAAGGGGCAAAGUGGGAAUUUUCCUACUGUGCCUGUCAGUUUCAUGGCUUUGACAAAGGGCAAUGGAUGCUGGUGAUGAUGGAAAGUCACGCAGAUUGCGCAAGAUAAUAAUAAACUUGAGGUUCAUAGUCCCAUAAAGAAAGACGCUUUGCUAUCAAUGACAAGGGAUGAUAGCCAACAGUUACUUCGAACUGUUGCUAUUUAAUGCUUGGUAGCUUGCAUUUGUUUGCUGUGUUUGUCUUCUGCCCACAACCAGGAACCAUGUGGAUACGUGGUAGAAUGAGUACAUUUGCUAUUUUAAAUUUUUUUUCAGCCAUUUAUUAAAGGUUAAACAUGUACUUCAGUAUGAAAAGGAUUUUAAGGUGGCGGUAAUGAUCAGAAAGGCUGGAAAGAAAAUGACAAGUUGCAAUUGACCGUGGCCCAAUGGUACGCGACCUUUAUAAUUUAGAAACUAUUUUCAUGGAUCAAGUUAACUUUAUAAAUUUCCAAGUAAAUAAAAAGAAUUUGCAACCGUCCCAUGUUUCCUUGUUCAUUUCAUGAGAUCAGUGAUAUCAACUAUGCAUUGACCUAGAGCUGAUCUAUCUCACCUAAGAAAAUGGAGUUUCAUCCCUUCGAUUAGAAAGGAUUGCUCAUACGGUAAGAUAUUAACUGCAUUCCAUUUGGUAAAGGAUGAAGAGGAUGCUGUCGAAAAAGUCUCACUCAUGGUGGUGGGACAGCCAUAUUAGCCGCAAAAACUCCAAAUGGCUCGCAGACAAUCUUGAAAAGAUGGACCUCGGUGUCAAAGAGAUGCUAAAGUUGAUUGAAGAGGAAGGAGAUUCUUUUGCAGAGAAAGCUGAGAUGUAUUAUGAGAAACGUCCUUCGUUGAUAUCGUAUGUUGAGGAGUUCUAUCGCAUGUAUCGUGCCCUAGCCGAACGGUAUGACCAAGUAACUGGUGACCUUCGCAAGAAUGUGGAAUCAGAAUUAAAAUCUCAAAUUUCAGGCAAUGGAUCUGAUCUUGUUUCAGACCCACCUUCUCCUUCGUCUGGCAACUCUUCAGAACUCACUCCUGACUCGAAGCUGCAGCAACCCAAGACCCAUCCCAAGGCUCCUGGGUUUGAUUUCUUUCUCGCAUCUGGUGGUAGCUCUGAUCUUUCCAGGAAAGACAGUGAUGGUUCAUUUUCGUCCUCUGAAUCUGAUUUGGAGCCUGACCUUGAUGAUAUAAAUGAGGAAAAUGGAGAUAGCAUUUCCUCUAUCCUGCAGCAGAGGAUUCAGGAACUUGAAAAUGAGCUCCGGGAGGUGAGAGAGAAGCUCAACGCAGAAGAGCAGCAGAAUUAUCAUGACCAGUGUAAACUUAAAAUUGAAUCUUUGGAGGAAGAUUUAUCAGCUGCAAAUGAGAAACUUCACUCUGCGGAAACUGAUAUCUCAGUCCUUAAGAAAAAGCUUGAGGACACCAGUGCUUCUGUAGAUACCAAGAUCAUAGAGUUCAAUUUGGAAAAGAAGAAGGUUUCUGAUUUGGAGGAAGGCACCUUGAAGUUACAAGAACAAAUAUUAGUUCUCAAGAAUGAAACUGAGAUUCUAAAAGGCUUAGCAGAAUCUUCUGCUAAGCAAUUCGAAGCAGAAUUACUGAGUCGUGAUUUCAUCAUUGAAGAAUUCAAAAUUGAACUAGUCAAUGCUGCUGAAAUUUUUGGCCAGGAGAAGUCUGUCCUUGAAGCUGCAAUAUCAGACCUUGAAGGUGUUAACGUUGAACUAAGAGCCGAAGUAGAAAAGAUAGUGCAAGAAAAUUUGUUACUCAAAGCCUGUGUUUCCGAGCUAGAAAAUAGAAUUCAGGAGCUGAAUGCCUCAAACACUCUUUCCGUUGACAGAAUCUCUAAGGAGAAGUCAGCACUUGAAGCUGAACUCUCAACUCUCUCUCAGUCGCACACACUCCUGGAAGCUAAAGUAAUCAAACUUGACAACCAAACGAGGCAGCUUGAAGCUGAAAGACUUCGAGAAUGUGAUGAGAAACAGAAGCUCAUCACUGCAUUAAAUGGAAAUCUAGAUGAUCUCAAGCUCAAAUUUGAUAUGCUGACAGCCAAGAAAGAUGAGGUUUCUUCCAAGGUGGAUUCUCUUCUCAAUGACAUCAAAAGCCACGAUGACCACAAUCGGCAGUUGCACCUAGAGAACGCAAAGCUAAUGAUUCAGAUUGAGGAAACCACAGAAGCCAGUUCAAAUUUGAAAGCAAGAUUAAAGGAGCUUGAGGACGAAGUGGAGAGACAGAAGGUCAUAAUUUGGGACGGUGCCGAGGGCAAAAGGGAGGCAAUAAGGCAACUUUGCUUCUCACUGGAGCAUUACCGUGAUGGCUACAUUCAACUCAGGGAAUUGCUGAAGGGGCACAAGCGAUCGGCCAUAGCAGUAAGGUGCUGAUCUUGAUGGGUAUCCUUUCUAUUAUGAUUAUCAUGCAAUGUCCAGGGUCCUUGUUCCGAAAAUUCAGGGUGGAGUACAAUACUCUCUUGUUUGUCUUUCGGGGUAUGUAUAACAGUAUAAGAAAUCUUGUUUAACAGUAGGAAAAAUUUGAUGAGUCUGUGUUUUGAUAGAAAAUGUCAGUUUGGAAAAAUCAAAACGUUAUAUGAUAAUAUCAUUCUGGUCUUUGUUGUUGGUUUGGUUA
Molecule: messenger RNA, 3125 nt
Organism: Zingiber officinale
Lineage: Eukaryota; Viridiplantae; Streptophyta; Magnoliopsida; Zingiberales; Zingiberaceae
Product: protein NETWORKED 4B-like
Exons: 3
Coding region: 1172-2884 (570 amino acids)
Cellular component (GO): vacuolar membrane
Molecular function (GO): actin binding
Source: RefSeq, a predicted model, not a curated record